UCGCCUUCUGUUUUCAACUACGAUCCAAGUUCCUCUGUAUAUCUACUCGCACUAUGUCCAAGACCUCAAACGCCAUUCGCCCUUCCGCAACAUUGAUUGUUGUGGCUCCUAUACCUGCCUCUGAGACUAACAAAGCUGGCGACUGUGAUUUUCGUGUCCUGAUGAUGAAAAGAAACGCAAAGAGCAGCUUUGUCAAUGCCCAUGUGUUUCCUGGAGGUAACAUCGAUCAACAUGACAAUGAUCCUCGCUGGAACGACAUCAUUGCCCCUGGCGGGCAUGCCUAUUAUGAUGAGGAGUCGAAGAGGACACUAGCUCAUAAAAUAUGUGCCAUUCGGGAGACAUUUGAAGAGGCAGGCUUGCUCCUGACCAAUCCGCCCGUUCAAGACCUGCCAGCCGCUUGGCGUGAGAAGGUCCACCAAGAUGCCUCACAGUUCCGUGAGCUGUGCAUUGAACAUAAAAUCGCACCCAGCGCUUGUGAUCUACACCACUUUUCAAAUUGGAUUACCCCCGUCAUGGAAAAGCGUCGUUACAACACACAAUUCUUUAUUACGGUCAUUCCAGAGGUUAAAGGAAGUGAACACGCCGUUAUUCAGGCUGAUGGUGGAGAAACUAUUCAAUUAGACUGGUUCACCCCUGAAGAAGCUUUGGACUCAUGGAAGCGUGGAGAGAUUACAUUGUAUCCCCCACAGUGGUACACUUUAUAUACCCUGAAACAAACCCGACGACACCAGGAUAUCGUAACAAAAGCAGGCGUAGGAGCUUUUAGAACGAAAACAGGAAAGGUCUUGACCGUCAUGCCACAACCACAAUCAGUGGAUGAAGAUACCGCUGAAGGAAAGGAAGGUUUUGCAAUGUUCCUCGCCUAUCCUGGAGAUGAAACCUAUGAGGAUGACACAUUGAAGGCAGCGAAGGAAGGACAACACCAUAGACUGUACAUCAAAAAGGAUCGAGCAGUAUUUUCAGCCAUGAAGAUAGCUAGAAAUAUCGAAGUCGAUGAUGUUAUUAACGAAGCGAAAGCCAAUCUAUGAAAAGAUCAGAAACUGUUUAUAUUAUUAAAACAUGCUGCAUGCUUGACAUGCUGAAAGCAAGAU
This is a messenger RNA of Umbelopsis ramanniana AG, 1091 nucleotides long. RefSeq lists its product as uncharacterized. NCBI's taxonomy places the organism in Eukaryota, Fungi, Mucoromycota, Umbelopsidomycetes, Umbelopsidales, Umbelopsidaceae. Gene Ontology annotation, molecular function: hydrolase activity, acting on acid anhydrides, in phosphorus-containing anhydrides. Gene Ontology annotation, cellular component: mitochondrion. Bases 54 to 1028 code for a protein of 324 amino acids. The record is from RefSeq and is a predicted model, not a curated record. The transcript is spliced from 6 exons.